Messenger RNA from Brassica rapa (field mustard), 5794 nucleotides. Its product is annotated as agamous-like MADS-box protein AGL97. The record is from RefSeq and is a predicted model, not a curated record. Gene Ontology annotation, molecular function: protein dimerization activity; DNA-binding transcription factor activity, RNA polymerase II-specific; RNA polymerase II cis-regulatory region sequence-specific DNA binding. NCBI's taxonomy places the organism in Eukaryota, Viridiplantae, Streptophyta, Magnoliopsida, Brassicales, Brassicaceae. Gene Ontology annotation, biological process: regulation of transcription by RNA polymerase II.
UACAAUAAACUUGAGAAAUGAAAAUUUUAAUAUUUUUUUUCAAAAUCUAAAUAUCCGAACCCGAUCCGAAAUAACCGAAUCCGAACUAAAAAUACCCGAACCCGACCCGAAGUACAGAAAUACCCGAACGGGUUCUAGACCUCUAUAUCGAAAUACCCGAAAAUCCGAAAUACCCGACCCGAACCCGAACGCCCACCCCUAUCCGUAACUAUCAAUACUGUUGGUAAGACGAAAAUUCGGGGCUUGUCUUUAAAGUAAGUCAGGUAAUUUUGAAUUUUGAGAUUUUUUUUAUAGUAAUUUGGAUAAUUAUUAGAUAUUUUAUUAGUUUAAAUUUUAAAUCUCAUAUUCAUUCUCUCCCUGAACGGCGAUGACUGAGGAACACAACCAAAAAGAAUCGAAUAUUCAGAAUGAAACAAACUUGCACACAACAUGAGCUUACACUUUGAGACCAAAGCAGUGAUAUGCUUUGCCCUUGAUAUUUUAUUUGGAAACAAAAGAAAGUUGAACAUAAACAUACAAACAUGUAAUGUCCUCACACCAAAUGAAACACACAAGUUACACACUUACACUUGGUGAUUGUAUGUGGUUGUUUCAAGCACGUUCUUUGUAGCAAUGACAGUGUUUGUCUGGUCCCUCAAUAACUCCUUUACAGACUGCGUUCCUCCCGUAUCUGGCUAUGCAACAAUGACAGCAAUCGUUAUUUGAACCUGUGAACGGCUCUGGCCCGCACUCCUCGGAGAAUGUAGCAUUUUUGCAUCCCUGUGGAAGGCAUCUAGCCUUGAAUUGAUCAGUGUCAGUUUCAGUGAUUGAUUAAAACUGUCAUUACAUUUGUACAUGAGUUAAUAAAUUGAAAUGACACAAUAAUUCCUCUUAAAGAUUGUUCUUACUAUUCCAAGUCUAUACCUCACGAUGUAGUCAAUAUUUAUAUAUGAUUUUCUCGGGACAAAAAUUUGAAUGUAAGCGGCGAUAAAAUGAGGAACACAAACAAAAAACAAGUCAAAUAUUCAGAAUGAAGCAAAAAAUUCACACAACAUGAGCUUACACUUCGGGGAUAGCAUUGAUAUGCUUUGCCCUUGAUGUUUUAUUUGGAAGCAAAAGAAAGUUGAACAUACACAUACACACAUGUAAUGUCCUCACACCAAAUGAAUACAAAAGUUACACAAUUACACUUGGUAGUUGUAUGAGGUUAUUUCAAACACGUUCUUUGUAGCAAUGACAGUGUUUGUCUGGUCCCUCAACAACUCCUUUACAGACUGCCUCCCUCCCGUAUUUGGCUACGCAACAGUGACAGCAAUCGUUAUUUGAACCUGUGAACGGCUCCGGCCCGCACUCCUCGGAGAAUGUAGCAUUUUUGCAUCCCUGUGGAAGGCAUCUGGCCUUGAUGUUCAUAGCCUCAAUUUUUAGGAUUUCUACAUGUGGACAUAUUCAUCAAGAUUAUCUAAACAAAGUAUUUAAAAGACAACUGCAAAGCAUAAUAGAGAACUUCAUCAAAGUUAUACCGGUUGAAGCCAUCAAGAGGACAAGCAAUAGAACGGUAAAGGUGACGGAGCUGAGGUUCUUUGCCAUUUCUUUUGGUUUUGCUUUGCUCUUUCUUAAACUUGUUUUUGUUUUUUCUUGCCAGUAAACUUAGUUUUUGUGAAACAUAUCCAUGUAUGGUGAUCUAUUUAUAGUCAAAAUUUCAUUAGUUUGUAUAAUUGUUUAUUCUCUCUGCUUUGAUGUCUGGUUUACCCAAGUUCAUAAUGUCGACACAAUUGUGCAUUGCCGUUCUAUUUAUCGAUAAAUAAUCAAAAGAAAGGUUUCCGUUGACUUUAAAAAAAAAUUCAUUUCAUAUUUUCCAUUUUUUAGUUAAUUCAUUUUAUGAAUCCAUUUCUUAAGUUUCAAAAUGUCCGCACUACUGUGCAAUAUACGUUUCAUCAAAUUUAUAAUUUCCUUCUAAAAGUUUUUUUAAUUUUAAUCAUCCAUUUACCUUAGAUAAUUAACCAAAAGAAUGUCAGAAUACAUCGAAUGAUGUUACAUUGAUUAAAUGACACCUCUUUAUCAUCAGGAUCAUGGUAUUAGGUGGAAGCAUCGUAAUAUUUCCAUACGAAACAAUAAAAACACUAAAUCCUGUAGACUGUCAUUCACCGCUGUAUAUGAAAGAAGUUAACCGAAAUCUUGUAGAAACUAACAUUGUUGGUGAAGCUCUCGCAAAGAAAAAUAUAUUUAAUGCAAUCUAAAGAAUGCUCAAGAACGACAACUUAAGCAGCCUAUUGAGGUCGAGAAAAAUGGGGAAGCUAGCCACUUGCUAAAUUAGAUCAUAUAAGAUUAUCAUCGGACCUAUCGGUUAGACCUACCCAAAAUAUGCAAGUACCUACCUGAUUCAACUCGGAGAUUCAUACAUAUCUAAAUGUAAGAAUAGGGAGAUCCCUCAAAUCCAAAUAUGAGUAUGUUUGGGUAAGCUGUACCGAAUACUCUAAAAGCAACCUUAUCGGUAGUUUUCUAAAUAAAAAAAAACAAAUUAUUAAUAUCUCUUUUACUAAAACAGAUUAUUCUCAUGAACCGAUUUUUUUUGUAAGUUUUUAAAUUAAAUUCACACUUCUAUUAUAUAGUUAAAUUCACUUUUAUAAUUAUGAAAAUAACAUUUAUACUGCUAAAUGUGUUUUCAAACAAUACAAUAACUAAUCAUGCGUCCAAACAAUAUAAAAUAUUAAGUCAUACUUUUUUAAUAAUUUUUUAUUUAUCUUCUUUUAUAAAUUAUUUGAUUUAAAACAACUCAAAUAAUUUAUAAAAAGUUGAAAAUAGGUAUAAUUAUUUUGGUGGGUUUAGAUACUACAAAAAAGUAUUUAAUAUGAAAUUACUAUAUUAUUUUUUUAGUAUUUUCAUAAAUAAAAAAAUUGAAUUCGUUUAAACUUAAUAAAUAUUAGACUCUUAUUCUUAAGUUGUUUUAUUCUUAAUAACAUAUAAUUAUAUAUGCGAUAUUAUGCUUGGUUUAAGUUGACAUCAAAUAGUUUUAUAUAAAUAAAAUGUUAGCCAAUAAAUUAACAUCAAAUAAGUAUUAUAAUUAAAAAUUUAUUAAAUAAGCAUAUAUCAGAAAUUUAAUCAAACAAAUUACAUAUAUCUUAUUAAAUAUUCGUAACGAAAUGAGUUAAAAUAAUUAAAAACAAAAUUAACAAAUAUUAAGAUAGUUUUCCCAUUUAAUAUAAAUAUAAAAUAGUAUAAUUAUGUAGUUUUUAAAUACAGUAAGAUAAAAAAUUUUAAACAUUACUUAUAAAAUAAUGUUAAAAUCUACUGAUAUUAUAAACGGAAAUUACCAAAAAAACAUAUUAAAAAAAUAUUUAUAACCCUAAGGUUAACUAAUCUAGAGUGGGCCUGACUGGUGUAACCGCAGCGGUUGCGGUUGCGAGAGUUUGCAGAUGCGAGUGGUUGCGGCUUUAAGUGGUUUUAAGAGAUUUUUAGGACUGGUACUACGGUUAAAAAUUGGUGCGUUUGCAAAAUACUUAUGACUAGUUAAUCACCAAAUACAACAGCGGUUAAAUAAUAAAUUAAUAAUAUUUAUAUUUUAUAUAAUUAUAAAAUAUUAAACAUCAUAAUAUUAUAAUAAAUAUACAAAUAUAUUUUUAAAAAUUAUAUUUUUAAAUUUAAAACAAUUAUAGAAACUAUUUUUAUUUUUAAAUUUUAUAAAACUAAGCACAGGUUGGUCCAUGUCAUCCAAUAGAAAAGGUUGGUCCAUGUCAUCCAAUAGAAAUGGUGCUUUUAUGUUUCAAGCUUCAGGGUACCAUCUCCACGAAUCUGAAUCAUGAACUCCCACCUCCCACCAAUUGACAAUCUUUUAAAAUAUUAAACUGUUUAUAAACCCUUUAUAGACAUGAUAACCAACCGAUGUGGAAAUAUAGUGUAUUUCACGGUUCAAAUCAUCCUUUUUCAUAAGACUAUACGUUUUUUUUUGCUAAGUAUGUGAAUUUCAUUAGAAAAUGAGAGAGUUUGUUGAUACAAAAAGUUUAAGCAGAGGAAGACUACAAUUUUGAAGCAAUACAAAAGAUGAUUACUCGUGAGUCAAAAAAUGACUCACGAAGUUGCGGAAUUUUUUACGGUCCUUCUUUGCGAUGAUGACAUUUCGAACCAGUCUAUCAAUCUUCUUGAAAGUAACCAAGAGAGGGGCUGAGAUAGAGUUGUGUACUCUAUUAUUACGCUCCCACCAUAAGGAGUAGACAGUAGCAUGGGCAGCAACCCGACGGAGAGUGGGGGGGCACACACUGUCUCGAAUACCAAGCCAGUUCAUAAACGCAGUCCAGGUGUGGAACCGGAUGGGAGCGUAUCCUAAUCGCUUAGUGAUUAAGAGCCAAAGUUGUUCGCUGUAACCACAUCUCAGGAACAGGUGAUCUCUCGUUUCCAUGUAAACAUUGCAGACACAGCAUGUGUCCACCGUGUUUACCGCCCAGAUUGCUAUAAGUGACCUCGUUGGAAGGCGAUCCAGGUGAGCCAUCCACAUCAUAAACGCAUGGCUUGGAAUUGAUCCUUUGAACCAAACAUUUUCUGUCCAUGACUGAGUGUCUCGCCGGUUUCGGAUUGAUUCCCAGGUUUGCUUAGUCCCAUACGAGGUCAACACUUCAUCAUCAACUUCAUAAGACUAUACGUGUUAACUUAUCCUUUUUAAUUAUAUUACCCAUGCCAUUCUAUAAUUGGAAACCCUAAUAUUUAUCAGAUCAUCUCAUCCUCUUCACGAUAACAACCGUUGUCAACACUCUUCUUUCCUCCAAAAGCCAGUUUGACUUCUACUUCCUGUGAACCAUCUCUCUCUGCUAUCACGUUGUAGCUGCAGCACUCAACAGAAGCAUAAGAGACGAUAUAGGGUGUUUACUCUUCGCGCACGGAACCACCUCUUAGGUUAGGGUUUUGACAUGGAAAAAUUCGGACUUCCUCUGAGUAGUACAUUCUAUUCAUGGUAAAUAUUCAAACUUGUGUAGUUUUACUUUUUUACGGAAUGUCCAAGAAAGGAAUAAUCAGUCCAUUUAAAAGGAAGACUUUUGCGUAUUUACAUAAGUAGUAAAAAUGGUAAUUCAGAACAUAACCAAUUAUGGAAAACUUCUAAAUAAAGAAUCGAAUCAAUACUAAUAGACUAGUAUAAGGAGAGCAAGAUGCAUGAAAACAAUCUAUAUCUCUGUCUGCAUAAUUCGUUUUCAUUGUUGCAACAUCAAUAUGGGAGGCACAAAACGUAAAAUAAAGAUUGAGGAGAUCGAAAAGAAGACAGUGAAAUCGGUUGCUUUCACGAAACGACGUAACGGUCUCUUCCGCAAAGCUGCUGAGCUCUGUCUUCUCUCUUCCUCUGCUCAAAUCGCAAUCUUAGCGACUCCUCCUUCUACCAAUUCUCACGCUGCUUUCUACUCCUUUGGCCACUCCUCUGUCGACCACGUUGUUUCCUCUCUGCUCAACGAUAGGUGUCCUCUUCCGACAGAACAAGAGAACAACUCAAGAUUAGGGUUUUGGUGGGAAGACGAAGGGUUUAACAGAUCGGAGAACAUAGAUGAAUUAAAAGAAGCUACUGACGCGGUUUCUAGGAUGUUGAACAAUUUAAGGCUACGAUUAGAUGCUUUGAAGAGUAAUCAAAGUGGUGGAGCUUUAGUGAUCCAUCAAGAGGAAGUUCUUCACAUUUGUGACACCGAGACAAACAACAACGAAGAGAUGACGAAUCAAAUUACUAGACUUGAAGGAGCUUCUGGAAUUUUGGUAGAGAAUGUGGAGGAUAGUCUACCUAAUGAUGGGAUUUUUGGUGAUGCCAAGAUUGAUACACUUUAAUUAGAUAAUGUUAUUUUGUUCA